AUGUCAAGACGGGCAAGAACUCCUCCUCCACUCAAUGCCAUUGCGGAACUCGCACAGGCUCUUCGACAAAUAUCUAGGGUACUCCAAGGACAACAAGAGCAACAGGUUGAACAAGCAGCCAGACCUCGUGUGGGCAUGAAUGACUUUUUGCGUCACAACCCUAUUAAGUUUAAUGGGAAGGUUACUCCAGACGAAGCUGACGACUGGAUUUGCUGUAAUGAGAAAAUUUUUGCUGCAAUUGAAUGCUCGGAGGCGCAGAAACUGGUUUUUGCUACUUACAUGCUGGCCGGGGAGGCAGAAUACUGGUGGCGCGGCCUUCAAGUUGAGAUGGAUGCUCGAGGAGAAGUUGCUUGUUGGGAGGACUUCAAGACCAGAUUCUUAAAGAGGUACUUUCCUGCCAAUGCUAAAAUGGAGCGGGAGGCAGAAUUCUGGACUCUACAACAAGGCAAUAUGUUAGUACAGGCUUACAAGGAGAGGUUUGAAUAUCUAGCCCGAUUCUAUACCCAGAAUUUGAGCGAGCAAUGGAAGUGUAGAAAGUUCGAGAGAGGUUUGCGCCAUGAUUUGAUGAAAGCCCUCAUCCUUUUGAAAAUCAAUCAUUUUCCUGAACUUGUGGAGCAAGCUAAAGUGGUAGAACGAAUAGAGGAGAGAGGACGAGUAAUGAGGAUUCAGAAAGGAAGUUUCUCAGGGAACAAGAAUCAGAAGAAGCCUUAUGAAAGACCACAUUUUUUCAUUCGGGGGAUCCUGAAGUGCUUUGAAUGUGGCUGA
Messenger RNA from Vigna umbellata (rice bean), 765 nucleotides. The record is from RefSeq and is a predicted model, not a curated record. Lineage: Eukaryota; Viridiplantae; Streptophyta; Magnoliopsida; Fabales; Fabaceae.